Talaromyces stipitatus ATCC 10500 is the source of this 1808-nucleotide messenger RNA. Its product is annotated as DNA-3-methyladenine glycosylase, putative. Gene Ontology annotation, molecular function: alkylated DNA binding; DNA-3-methyladenine glycosylase activity; DNA-7-methylguanine glycosylase activity. The transcript has 3 exons. Lineage: Eukaryota; Fungi; Ascomycota; Eurotiomycetes; Eurotiales; Trichocomaceae. Gene Ontology annotation, biological process: base-excision repair; base-excision repair, AP site formation; DNA alkylation repair. The record is from RefSeq and is a predicted model, not a curated record. Bases 160 to 1308 code for a protein of 382 amino acids. Gene Ontology annotation, cellular component: nucleus; protein-DNA complex.
ACGUCAGAUUGUAUCAACAAAUCGAGUGUACAGCUUAAACCCCCCGUCUGAUUACUUUUGACAGAUAAAAUAUACAAACUGGCUUUAUUCCAGUACAUCGAAGUUGCAUCAUAUACCUUCAGACAGGCCUUGAAUAGGCCGCGACUUCUCUCAGCAUAUAUGGCACCCAGACGCUCAGCCAGAAUCAGCUCGUUGGCCGACCAGAAACCAUUAGAAGCGGCAACUGCAAUUUCCAAGGUCAACAAGAGCAGCAAAAGCAAGAAUAAAGCCAGCAAAGAAAAUGGCAUAACCAAGGAACAGAAGGAAUCGCCAACUAGAAAGGCUCAAAAGAAGACGAAAAAAGAGGCUGCUGCUUCCGCUGCAGAAAAGGCCUUGACCACACCGCAAACACCACCAAGAAAACAGAAAGGUGUCACUUCAGUAGCAGACAAUCACAAUCUCAGACUAACUCCGCCUCCUUCACGACUAGACCGUCCCGUCGAACCUCACAGGACAAAUGCUACUCUAGUCACACCAAGAGGAAGUUCAGUCGUCGCCUAUCCAUCUCUUGAAGACACCUCACCCAGCAAAACAGGUCUUCCACGACCUAUUGCAACAACAGGAAACUUGCUGGAAAAGGCACUUGAGCAUCUGACCAGCGUCGAUGCCCGACUCAAACCUCUCAUCGAGCAGCAUCAUUGCCGAAUCUUCUCGCCGGAAGGACUUGCAGAGCAAAUUGACCCCUUUGACAGUCUGAUUAGUAGUAUAAUGGCCCAACAAGUCUCCGGCGCAGCGGCAAAGUCAAUUAAGAAUAAAUUCCUGGAUUUAUUUGACAGCAGCAAGGACGUCCAGACGGACGCAGAAGGGAAAAGACGCUUUCCAACCCCAGCUCAAGUAGCGAAAUUAGACAUCCCAACUCUCCGCACAGCUGGUCUCUCGCAACGCAAAGCAGAAUACGUCCAGGGUCUAGCGGAGAAAUUCGCUAGCGGCGAACUAUCAACCCAGAAACUACUGCGAGCCUCUGAUGAGGAGGUCAUGGAGAUGCUCAUUGCUGUGCGAGGAUUGGGCCGUUGGUCUGUCGAAAUGUUUUCGUGUUUUGCGUUGAAGAGGACGGACGUCUUUUCGACGGGGGAUUUGGGUGUGCAACGAGGCUGUGCCGCAUUCGUCGGCAAAGACGUGAAUAAACUCAAAGCCAAGGGAGGGAAAUUCAAAUACAUGUCUGAAAGCGACAUGUUGGAACUAGCUGAGAAGUUCCGUCCAUAUAGGAGUCUUUUCAUGUGGUAUAUGUGGAGGGUGGAGGAGGUAGAUGUUGCGGUAUUGAAUGCUUGAUAUACAGACCAUUACCAGAGAAUAUGUAUAUGAGAUUAUGCCGUGUUGUAUGUUGAUUUGUAUAAAGUAGUUAGGGAACACGUGCUGUGUAUCAUCUAACAAAGGAAAUAAGAAGGUUGAUUCUUUGUACAGCUAUUGAGUACACAAGUCGUAGAAGACGACUAAAAGAAGAAACGUCUGGUUAUCACAUCUCCAUCCCCACAAGAAUCACGACCACUAUAGCAUGCAAGAUCAAAUACGAUAAUCGAAUCUGCAGACAACACUCUAUAUUGUUUUUGUCAUCCCACCCUUGUCGUUGGUUUAUUUUCGCUUCACGAUCAAGUUGUCCAGAUCCUCGCGUUCUUGGGCUUCCUUCUGGAGUUCGCGGAUGAUGGGGCUGAGGUAUUCGACGUCCUGGGGUAGAUGUGUGGUUAGUUGUCGGUCUACAUGCAAUACCAUCUUCAGUGGUCAUGAUGUAAAGCGAGCUGAAAGAAUCUUAUAUCAUAGGUAUUGGUAUGAUC